Messenger RNA from Physella acuta, 3369 nucleotides. RefSeq lists its product as uncharacterized. The record is from RefSeq and is a predicted model, not a curated record. NCBI's taxonomy places the organism in Eukaryota, Metazoa, Mollusca, Gastropoda, Physidae.
GUGGAGGCAGACGGUACUGACGGGUCAAGGGAAACGGUGUGUGGGGGGAUGUGUUGGAACAACGGCAGGUGUCUGAUGUUUACCUGGAAUUCUGUUAGCAGCGUGUAGGAUUUACCUGAGUUCUGUUGGAACUGUGUUGAACGUUUUUGUUUACAAAUUUAAGGAUUUAGAAGAACAAAACGCAGAUUUACAACUCGAUAUUUUGGUGGUAGUUUUGUGCCAGAUUGUAACUUAGGCCUUACGUUUAUUUUAUGGGCAUAGUUUGGUGAAGUGAUUCAAGACUCCCGACUCUGUGACGCAACACUGACGCAACACUGACGCAGCAAUGACUCGCUAAACAGUGACCACCUCAAAAAAUGCUCAGACGUUACUUCACCGUUUUGUUUUCGCCCCGCUCCCCUGGCGCAUGCGCAACACGGAUCGUCCUGCUGAUCACCACCGUAGUGGUCCUGUCGUUUGCCCUGGGUCUCAUCCACACGCCGACCACGAAGAUCGUCGAGAAAGAGCGAGAUUUGAACCCGAACUCUAAACCUUUCAUCCCGGACACGGCUCCAUAUUUCCCCGUCGACCAACCCGUCGUGGUCCGGUUUACAUCGAACUUGACGAGACAAAAUGGCGGGAAAAAAGAAGCGUGUCCGCUUCCACGUCUGGAACUCCAUGACCCCGCCAUCAUGUCGUUCUACGUCAAGCACCCACGGAUAAAGUGCGACGUGGAGCCGAACUGGGUGCUUCUGCAUGCCGGGCGCUUCAUCAUCCUGCCCGAGGCCGUGGAGAAACACGGCAAGAUCGAGUGCGACCUGUACCCUGUCGUCAAAAACAGCGAUUUUAAAGUGGACGAGCAGGCGCCGCUACGUAACGUGGCCAAUGGGACACGGUUUGAGAAUGAUUUUUACAGGAUUAGCUGUGUCGCUAAGGACGGCGCCAAGUAUGAGAACUAUCACGCCGGCAUCAGGUAUGACGAGAAAGUCCAGUCCAGACCAGUUCCAGAGUCCAAGACAGGCCUGAAUCUUGACGUCAUCAUGAUAGGGCUGGACUCGACGUCACGGCUGGCGUGGAGGAGACACUUGCCCCUGACCAGGGACUACUUCACGAGUACUCUAGGUGGAGUAGAGUUAGAGGGCUACAAUAUUUUGGGAGACGGCACCCCAGCCGCCAUUAUGCCGAUAUUGAUUGGCAAAAGGGAGGAGGAGUUGCCGGAAGCAAGGAGAGGCUACUCUGGUGCCAAGCCGGUGGAUAGCUUCCCCUGGAUCUGGAAGGAGUUUAGGGACGCGGGGUACGCUGUUGCAUGGGGGGAGGAUGAUGCUCAUCUUGGGACCUUUCAGUACAGGUUGCUAGGCUUCAGUGAACAGCCCACGGACCACUACUACCGCUAUUUUAGCCUGGCCCUAGAGCCACAUUACAAAGAUAACAAACCAUUCUGCGUGGGUUCCCGGCCCAGGCAUCUAGUCCUCCAGGACUACAUGAGAGAAAUGUAUUACAUGUACCCCAACAGGAGGAAGUGGAUUUUUUCCUUCCAGAGCGAGUUGUCCCACCAAGACAACAACAACCUCUCUAAGAUGGAUGAUGAUUUUUAUGAGCACAUCAAGAGACUGCAUGAGGAAGGUUUUCUGGACAAUGCUAUUCUGAUAAUGAUGGCUGACCACGGGGCAAGAUUCAGCAAAGUAAGAGCCACUGCACAGGGCAAACAAGAAGAGAGGCUGCCUUAUUUUGGCAUCAGAUUUCCUGAGUGGUUUAAAAAGAAAUAUCCUGAAAUCAUCCAGAAUGUGUUGAAAAAUUCCAAACGGUUAACUACCCCUUUUGAUAUACAUGAAACGUUCCAUGACAUUUUGAAUUUCACUGGGACUGGACCAGCUGAUAUUAGCAAGAGGGGUGUCAGCUUAUUUAAAGAGAUCCCACCAAAUAGAGAUUGCAGCUCGGCUGAAGUUGACCCCCACUGGUGUGCUUGUAUGGAGUGGGUGGACUUGAAUAUGAAAGACCCAAUCCUAGACAGGCUGACAGAGAAGAUUCUGGAGACAUUCAACAACUACACCGAGCCUCAUAGAGAUCUGUGCGCUAAGUUGAGCAUUGACAAGCUCAUCUCUGCCAAGGCUCUGAAAGUGAUGGAUGCUGUUCUCAAGUUCAAGGACACCAGUGAUGGAGGUAGAGGGCGCUUUGGGAAGAUGGAUGACACUACACAGCACACUUCAAUUCUUUAUCAGAUAAUUUUCCAGACGACCCCAGGUGCUGGUUUGUUUGAGGUGACCUUGACCCACAGGUUGAAAGAAGACCAGAUUAUUCUAGAGAAAAAAGAUGUGAGCAGGGCCAACAAGUACGGCAAUGCAGCCGCCUGCAUUGAAACACAAGAUGCAUUCUUACGACCUUACUGUUACUGUAAAAGUACUUAACUAAUUUGAGUGAUACACUUGUGGAGAAAAAUGAAGUACUAUAAAGGCAAAAACUGAUGUGUGUUUAGAUUUAAACCAUCUAAUUUUAAACUGACAAUAGUUAAGGUUAGAAUGAGGAAUGGUUAAUCAAGUUGGAUUAUAAUCCUUAUUCAUCCAAGAGAAAUCCACCGUCUAAAAUUGAUGUCAUAUAAAAGUGCCAAGACGCAAUCCGGACUGAUUGCUUGAUGUAAAAUAUGCUUUGUGUGACUGAUUGUUUAUGUUGGGGGUCAUACUUAAUUGACGCCACCCUCCAGCAGGGGUGGGUGGGAGGGAAUGUAGGACUUUAAAGAUUAAGUUUGGGGGGUGGGGGUUGAUUUAGAAAAUGUGGUUUUACAUUUUCAUUAAAAAAAAUUAGUAAAAAAAUUAAAUUUAAUUUUUAGCAAUUAAUUUCAUAUAUUUCAAGACCUGUUUCAUAAAUUGUAAUAAUGAAUAGGUCAGUACACCUUACAUUGACACCAGUGUGUAUUUAAUAGAGACAUCUCUGAUUCACAGAGAAAUUGCAAUCUGGUUGGUGGGUUAGGUAGGAUAUGUAAUUGUGGGUUUUUUUUUGGGGAGUGGUUGACUUUUUAAGUGACAAAAAAAAGCUUGAUGUGUUUUAUCGAUGACCCUGUAUUAAAUGGCAUACAUGUGCUAACUUAUGCUUCCGGUAGUAAAAGGCGUACACGUGUUAGCUUAUGCUUCCAGCAUACAACAGCAUUAAAUAAACUUUUGUUCUCGCUAGUGUUACUGGUCUUAAAAGGUAACGGUCGAAAUCAGGGUACAAAUGUCUUGUUCAUUGUAGUAUUUGUAGCCUUUACUUUUUAGGUUACUGUUGUGUUCUAAGUAUAUAUGUCACCUCUAAGUGAGCCAUCACCUGUUGAACUGUCUUCAUGUUGAUUUUAGCCACUAUUGGGUUACCACUGUGUUCUGGAAUCUGUUCUCAGUUGGAUUUGGACAUUUACCCCCA